Achroia grisella is the source of this 2196-nucleotide messenger RNA. Its product is annotated as gamma-taxilin. The record is from RefSeq and is a predicted model, not a curated record. NCBI's taxonomy places the organism in Eukaryota, Metazoa, Arthropoda, Insecta, Lepidoptera, Pyralidae. The coding region runs from base 95 to 1918 and encodes 607 amino acids. The transcript has 7 exons. Gene Ontology annotation, molecular function: syntaxin binding.
GAGAUCUAUGGUUUUUAACUAAACAACUAUAUUUUCGUAUAUUUUUAUAACUUGAAUUCUUUAAAAAAAAGAAUUAAAAUAAAUUUGUGAUAAAAUGGAAUCAACAGCGGAAGAAGCACCUAAAGAAAAUACAGAAAAUGUAGUCUCAAGUAAUAACACAAAUGAAAAAUCACCCUCUCCACCUACUCAGGAUCUGCCAAAGAAAUCGAAAAAAGAGGACCGUCUCAGUAAGAAAGAUGAUAAGAAUGUGGAACAGUUUAUGAAAUCACUUAACUCUGUGCCAACACUCGAGGAGAAGUUGUCACUUGUGUGUAAAAAGUAUGUCCAAACUGCUGACGAUAAUAAGAAAAUGCAGUUUUAUAUAAAACAAUCAGACAAACGAUAUGCUCUGCUUUUAAAAGAGAAGGAGCAGUUGCAACAUGAGUUCAAUAAAACCAUACUCGUCAAGUCGAAAUUGGAGAAUCUCUGCCGUGAACUUCAGAAACAGAAUAAGGCUAUAAAGGAAGAAUCUCUUCUCAAGAUUCGUGAAGAGGAGGAGCGUCGGAAAGAAACUCAAGGCAAAUUUCAGAACACACUGUCUGAGAUUACCACACUCCUGCAACAGAAUAAUGAGAAGAAUGCCAAACUCAGGGAUGACAACAUCAGCAUGAGUGAGAAAUUUAAGAGUGUGGUGCAACAGUAUCAGUUGAGGGAACAACAGGUAGAAAAAAUGUCCAACCAAAUGGCAUUAGAAUCUCAACUAUCUGACGCGAAACUCCAAAAGGCGAGUCUUGAACAUCAAGCUGAAAGGGAAAAACUAGUGGCCGAGAUGGAACAGCUUAAAGUCACACUGGCACAGUACCGGGCUAAGGUUAUGGAGCUCCAGGGUACAGAGACGGCCUUACGGGGUCAGCUCUCUGUGUAUACUGACAAAUAUGAUGAGUUCCAGAAUGCAUUGGUGAAAAGUAACCAAGUGUUUGGAGGUUUCAAAGAACAAAUGGAAAAGAUGUCAAAGAAAAUUAAGAAGCUGGAAAAGGAGUCGUUAUCAUGGAAGAGUCGAUGGGAGACAUCGCAGACGGCUCUGUUGGACAUGUGCGGUGAGCGGCAAGCGAGUGAAGAACGCGCCGCCGCCAGCGCUCGUCAAUUGCACCACAUGCAGAGCUUGUGUCGCACGCUACAGGGUGAGCGUACAGUGCUAUUGAAUACACUUAAGGAGAACAAUAUCGAGCGUCCUCCGUUACCGCCACCAGCUCCCGCUCCAGCGCCAGCACCCGCUCCCGCGCCCGCACCCGCUAAUAACAGCAAGGUUGACGCAAUGGCAGCUAACUGCGCACAACUACGUCAAAGUCUCGCUCAUCUCCAAAGCCAGUUGAAUGUAUUAACAAACAACAAAAAUAACACUGCAGAAGAACCACCUAAACCAGAGAAACAGAAAAAAUCAAAAUCGAAAAAGAACAAGGCUGAAAAACAGGCACAAAAAGUUGCUCAAGAGAAAACAGAUGUGACCAAAGAACCAGAAAGUGACGAGUCAAAUGCUAAAGAGAAUAUAAAUGUUAAUGAAGUUAGUGCCAUUGCAAAUGAAGCUCAAGAUGAUGGCAAAGACAAAGCAGAUGAUAAAAUAGAUGAUAAAACAUUAGAAACAUUAAUACAGGCCAUAAAUAGUGCUAAUAUUAACUUGUGUGAUUUAGAAGUGAUACAUGAUGAUGACAAUAUGGCUAAUGGUGUAGAUGAAGUAUUAAAUAUUGAAGUUCCAAAUGACUUAAAACUUUCAAACGAAUUUGAAGAAAAGAUAAAUGAAGUUCCCAGUACAAAUGAAGUCAAAUUAAAUGUAUCCAAUGAAAAAACACAAGAUACAGUUGCCAUUGAAACUAAUACCAUUGAUGAAAUUUCACCAAUUUCUGAAAUUAAAUCGAUUGCAACAGAAACAACUAGUGCAUAAAUAAUAAGUGUCAAUUCUAUUGUACAUAAUGUUUGGAACUCUGUUUUUCUACAGUCUUUUAGUGUUAAUCAUGAUCAUGACUUUUAAUACCAAUUUUUUAAAAUGUUUAGUAUUAUUUAGUUGGUCUCAAUUUAGUUUCGUUUUGUGUGUGACCGUUUUGAAUUUGUUUGUUAGUUUAUUGAUUUAUUUUUGUUGGAAGAAUACAAGUGCCUAAAUCUAGUUAUGCCUAGUCCUAGAUUUUGGUAAACGAUUGACAGAUUACUAUUGUUUUCAUCUUA